This is a messenger RNA of Ilex paraguariensis (yerba mate), 2357 nucleotides long. NCBI's taxonomy places the organism in Eukaryota, Viridiplantae, Streptophyta, Magnoliopsida, Aquifoliales, Aquifoliaceae. The record is from the annotation of a GenBank genome assembly.
UGUGAAGUUACAAAAUCACGGUUCUUUCGUUGGUACAUAACCUUGAAUCUCAUUCUCCUAUUACCUCAUCAAAUUAGUUCACCAAAAAGACAAAGGCUAGAUUAUUCACCACCGCGAUGUACCAAACAUGGAACUCUAGGAAACAACUAUUCACUUCACAUUACCAUAAAAUCCCUCCAGCAAUCCGAAACUCUCUUCAGUGGACCCAAAACUGCACUACCCCAAUAAGUCAACCAUUUCAACCGAAGGGUCCGUCAAUCUUAGCCACAAAUCUCAUCAAAUCAUACUUCGAGAUAGGCUUAAUCAGAGAAGCCCAUACGUUGUUCGAUGAAAUGCCCGAAAGAGAUGUAGUUGCGUGGACGGCCAUGAUUGCUGGUUACACCUCCUGCAACUAUUACACCCGCGCAUGGUCACUGUUCUGUGAAAUGAUGAGGGAGUGUCCAGAUCACCCAAAUGAUUUUACAUUGUCUAGUUCAUUGAAGGCUUGUAAAGGCAUGAAGUCACUGUCUUGUGGUACUUUGGUCCAUGGAUUGGCUAUUAAAGAUGGUAUGGACGGUCGCCUAUACGUUGAUAAUGCUCUCUUGGACAUGUAUGCCAUGUGUAGUGUUAGUAUGGACGAAGCAUGCAUGGUUUUCCAUAACAUUACCGUAAAAAAUGCGGUGUCAUGGACUACGUUGAUCACCGGAUACACUCACCGGGGUGAUGGCUAUGGCGGGCUUCAAGUUUUUAAACAAAUGUUGUCGGAGGAAGCUGAACAAAACCCAUUUAGCUUUUCUAUUGCAGUUAGAGCUUGCGCUUCAGUUGGCUCUUAUACGUACGGCAAGCAAAUCCAUGCAGCCGUAACUAAACAUGGGUUUGAAUCCAAUAUUCCUGUAAUGAAUUCCAUAUUGGAUAUGUAUUGUAGGUGUGGUUGCUUUUGUGAAGCCAAACAGUAUUUUUAUAGUAUGCCGGGAAGAGAUCUAAUUACAUGGAAUACGUUAAUUGCUGGAUAUGAGAAAUUCAAUCCGGAUGAGUCCCUCUACUUAUUUUCAAAAAUGGAGUCUCAAGGUUUUAGUCCAAAUUGUUUCACAUUUACCAGUAUUAUUGCAGCCUGUGCUCAGUUAGCAGUUUUGAGUUGUGGACAACAGGUUCAUGGAGGGAUUGUCCAAAGAGGGCUUGUGGGCAACUUGGCAUUAUCAAAUUCCCUUAUAGACAUGUAUGCCAAGUGUGGAAACAUAAUAGAUUCACACAAAAUUUUUUGUGAAAUGUCGAGCAGAGAUUUAGUUUCUUGGACUUCCAUGAUGAUUGGGUAUGGGACCCAUGGAUAUGGAAAAGAGGCUGUUGAAUUGUUUGAUGAGAUGGUCAGAUCCAGUAUUAGACCUGAUCAAAUUGUAUUUAUGGCUGUUCUGAGUGCUUGUAGCCAUGCUGGUCUUCUAGAUGAAGGAUUAAGGUACUUCAAAUCAAUGGUUGGUGAUUAUAGUGUUGCUCCAAAUCAGGAGAUCUAUGGGUGCGUGGUGGAUUUGCUAGGACGUGCUGGUAAGGUCAAGGAGGCUUAUGAGCUUAUACUGAGUAUGCCCUCUAAGCCGGAUGAGUCUGUUUGGGGAGCAUUUCUUGGGGCUUGUAAAGCACAUGGGCUUCCAAAUUUUGGGAAAAUGGCUGCUCGGAGUUUGUUGGAUUUGAGGCCUAAUAUGUCGGGGACAUACGUGAUGCUGUCAAAUAUCUAUGCAGCCGAUGGUAGAUGGGGAGAUUUUGCGAAGAUGAGGAAGUUGAUGAGGGGAUUGGGGAACAAGAAAGAGGCUGGUAGAAGUUGGGUGGAGGUAAGAAAUCAAGUUUCUAGUUUCUUUGUUGGAGAUGAGGUAGGUUUGCACAUGGAGUGGGUAUAUGGCGUCCUUGAAAUGGUGAAUCAACAUAUGCAAGAAGCUGGAUAUGUUCCUGAUUUAGAUUGUUUGAUACAUGAUCUGGAAGAUGGAACAUAAAGUUGAUUAGUUAAAAAAUCCACAUGGAUUCAAGAAAUUUGAUUCAAUUUCUUAGAGAAACUUGAUUUGGAUGAUGGGGGAAGGGCAGAAGAAUUCAAUUUGUAGGGAAAUUAAUUUGUUGCUGAAAAGAGUUCUAAUAUUACUAGAUUUUCAAGUGAAAAGAAAGUAAUCAAGAUAGAGAAGUAAAUUGAGGCAUUGCAUAUAGGUUGGAGAAAGGACUCUUCUAACGGAUCUCUGAGAUUACAGAAGGAAAAUUGAAGUGCACACAUGGUGUGGAGAAAGGACACACCUAAUAGAUCACAGAGAUUGGGCAGAGGUCUCUGUUUAUAUUCUGUAAGUUCAGAAUACUUGUUUGUAUGUGAUUGUUUAGACGUUAUCAUUUCUAAUGCAAUUAACUUACAG